Molecule: messenger RNA, 6518 nt
Organism: Acanthaster planci (crown-of-thorns starfish)
Lineage: Eukaryota; Metazoa; Echinodermata; Asteroidea; Valvatida; Acanthasteridae
Biological process (GO): protein deubiquitination
Cellular component (GO): nucleus; cytosol
Molecular function (GO): cysteine-type deubiquitinase activity
Source: RefSeq, a predicted model, not a curated record
GGUACCAAUUGAUCAUCCAAAAUGGCAGCUUCCUAGUAGGCCUAAACGAGAGUUAGGCACUAAAUAACGAAUUUCCCCGUUCCUUUCCCCUUUGGACGGAGAAGAAAUCAGCUAUGCUUACUCCAAGUGGCAGGCUGAUCAUUCCGGAAAAGUUCAUUCCAUUUUUGGGAGUAGGGGCUGCAGUUGCAGUCACUCUUACCUACAUUUUCUGGGGACCGGAUGAUGCCGGACGCGGUUCUAAAGCAGGAACUGGGAAACGAAGAAAAGUUGCCGGACUGGAGAACCUCGGGAACACCUGCUACCUGAACACGAUCCUACAGAGCCUGGCUUCAUGCCCGGCAUUCGUUAGGUGGCUCAGCAGGGCUCUCCGGCAGGGAUUCUUUAAGGGCAAACGCAAUGAGCUUGCCUAUAAGCUCUCCAAGACUUUAGAAGUUGUGAAUGACCACUCGGCCCAUCACGAUGGUUCCCAGGUCUACUCCCCACAUGAAGUUCUGCACGCUCUGUACAACUGCAGUUGGAGAGCUGACAGGGACCAACAGGAUGCGCACGAAUUGUUCCAGUUUCUCCUCUCUGUCUUGGGCGAAGAGAAGGAGCCCGUCCCAUCUCCCGUGCCCCUGUGCGAUGCCUCAAAAUUGAUCGAACCUGGAAGGAACGGCUUGACAGCUGCCCACUCAGACCUUCACUCUAACAUUGAAGCAGACCUACCCAAAGUUGCUUGCCGGGAUGGAGAGUCACCCUUCAGGGGCCUGCUGGCCAACCAUCUGACAUGCACCGUCUGUGGCCACAGGAAUCCGGUCACCUACAGCAGCUUUGAUUGCUUGACCCUUCCCAUUCCGGCGACGGUCUUUGGAGCGUUGUCUCUGGAAUGCAUCCUUGCUAAGUUCACCCAGCGUGAGUUGGUCCAUGAUGUCGAAUGCAUUGAAUGCUCUAAUGUGCUGACAGGCAGGUUCAUCCCUUCUAAACAUAAGAACUCUAAAAAAGUGGCUUCUACCACGUCAAGACGAAUAACGCCGCCCACUCCAAAGAAGGUCCCAUCUGCUUCCUCAAUUUCUGUGGAAGCUGCACCUGCUCUUUCCACAACUCCGCCCCCCGCCUCAGCAGUAACCUCAACAGAUGCUCCACCCACUUCACAAGCAGCACUGUCAUCUGCAUUUGAUGUCCCACACGCACAACUAGAGAGUACAGCCCCACCCAUCUGUUAUCAGAGGAAUGGUAAUUUGCAUGUGAAAACUCCACCUACUGAGAAGUUGCCAAGUAAAUCGGGAAGGGAUGAUUUCAAGGAGGAGACGAAUGGUAGAGAUGAUGAUGUGGCUGCGUCUUCAGCGGUAGUAGUAACGAAUGGAUCUGAUGCAGUCCUGUGCUACCGUGCCAGCAGUAACAUGGCAACGGAUGCAUCACCUGGAUUUGCUGUAGCAAGAGAAGAGCUUCAAGCCCCGAAUUGUGGCGGUGGGGAGAAGAGCACGCCCAUUUGCAAUGGUUCUUUGAAAACGGAAAACACAGAAGAAAUGAGUAAUGUCUCCAGCCACUUUGAACAAAAUGGCAUUGAAACGCGAGGUCAGGAUGUCAUAGAUCCUAGUUAUGAAAUGGCUAGAGAGGGAACAAUACAAACAAAUGAGGAUCGGUGUCAAACUCAGUGUUCAAAUGGGAAUAUUACAGUUUGGGAACUUGAAUCGCCAGUGAGUGAUUGCUUAGCCAAGAAGAGACAAGCAGAAAGUAGAAAGAAGAAAACGAAGGGAAAUGUCCACUGUAAUGGCACUGUCGAAGUAGAAAAGUGCACUGGACCGGAAGCCAGUUCCCUAGGGCAGAAUAGUUUCUCUAAGGUAACCCCGCCUAGGUGGCAAUCAACCCCAAAGCCACACCCGCAGCCCAUGAUCAAAGAAACCACUGCCUCAUCGGCCGAUCAGAUCGACAGGACAAGGAACACACCCACUUCGUCCGUAUUUGGUCGGAUACCAGGAACCGGCGCCGUGACUCAGUCUCCAUUUGAAGUUGUUAGCCAGCCCGGCGGAGAUGACGAAAGCGAAGAAUCCUCGACCAAAUGCCGAAGGAUGUUUCUUAAACAGCUGACCCUAGGAAAGCUCCCACAGUGCCUGUGCAUCCACCUACAGCGAGUCACCUGGCUGACCAACGGUCUGCCCUCACGGCGUGAGGAGCAUGUGAUGUUCCCCGAGUACUUAGACAUGAGUCCCUACAAGCAGAUGUCGGCCGUGAGCAGCGUCCCACUGAGCAGACCCAAGCUGAUGAGAUGGACGUCGGACUUGUCUGAUGAUGGAGCCACGCCCGUACACACACCCCAAAGCAGUCAGAGUUUCAUUGGAGGAAGCUUCCUGACAGACCCAGCUGGAAGGUCACUGGUCGGGGGUGGGCUGGGUCAGAUGUCCCCUAGGAUAUCCCAUCAUGCAACAGGAACAGCUGAGGACAGCAACGGCAGAACGAGAGUGACAGAUCACAGCGGUGAAGUUAAUGGGAUUCCGGAUGCAGGGUACCACUUGAAACCGACGGAGGCCAGGUACCGACUCGCCUCGGCAGUGGUGCACGUGGGCGAUGCAUUCUCCGGCCACUUCCUGACCUUCCGAAGGGCGCCCUCUGUUGGCAACGAACCCCUCAGUGACAGCUGGCUGUGCAUCUCUGACGAGUGUGUGUACACGUCCACGGCGAAGGAGGUCUUUUCGCAGAAGGCCUACAUGCUGUACUACCAGAGGACAUAGACGCCGCCCUGGGAGUGCCGCCAUUUUGGAGUGUAAAUGAAAAUUGUUCAGUGUAACAGGUCUGCUUUACUUUUCUUAAUGCCUGGCAAAAAAGUGCAUGUUGUUUGGUAAGCCGGUCUGUGUCCACACUAAUGUUGCGUCUGUAUUUAUGCUUGUCCUCUGGGUGUCUCCAGGCCGGGACUGAGCAUCAAGUUGCAUUGGUCGAGGAAUAUGAAAAGUCGUGACGGUCAAUUUUUUUCCUAAUUCUCGUGCUGCAUUUAAGGCACUUACAUGAUUUUACUGGUAUUUAUAGUGUGUUUGUAUUGUUAAUAUGUGGAAGGUUGGACUAAUUCUAUCCAAAGGCACCAUUCUACACAGGCUAGACCAAGGUCCUCAAAGGCAAGUACAAAAUCUAACAGCAAUAUAGAAGGCCUGUAUUGCAGUCCCUCAAGUGUAUUGACAGUUAUACACAUUUUCAGGUAUCCUAAAGAUAUCCAUCUCUAAAAUUUAUAGCACUUAUUUAUUUGACUUAUGUGGAGACUUUUACUGGAAGUUGUUUUGCCAUUUUGGGAUUUCAGUUCGAGAAGUAGUGUAUGUCAUUCCAUAGUCUGGAGAAAUUAUGGUGUGUAUUCGGUGUUGAUGUAGGUUUAUGGAAUGGUGAACAAUUUGGUCACAUCACUAGGGGCUAUUCACCAUAGAAGAUUUCUGAAAGUAGGGAAAGAGUUUUGUUAGUUUAACUUUUAUAAUGGUUCAUCAAAUCAGGUGGAGCCGAGACCAGACCACGAUUUGAACCUUGGAUUUGGCCUUCACGACGCCUGUGUUGUCGAGGGAUUAUUUGAUUUUUAGAGUGAAGUUUAUCUGUGUAACAAAUCCAGCUCCAAACCUGACCUGUACUUCAACCAGUCUGGUAGAAUACACAGUGGCCCUCUUGUAUGAAACUAGGGUAGCACCUCACUGAUCCUCGAGGGUACUUUGAAACUCACUCCCACACCCCCCCCAAAAAAAAAAAAUGAUCACGCAGAACAAAGUACUCUGCUGCUAAUCUUGAGUGAUGGUGUUUGAGUCAGCAUUUCCUUCAAAGUACGUUAAACCCCCGAGAGUGAAGUAUACAUUUCUACCUCGCAGCAGACCCUGUACAUGUGCAGUACACACCCAUAUAGUCUCGGAGAAUCUCAAGCACCGAAUAACAUGGUUGGCAGCAUAAAUCCACGUAUCCUGGCCACUGAGCUGAAAGGUUUCAUGCUCCAGCUUUUUCAAAAACUAAAUCAUUUUUCAGUUUUACUGGGAUUCAAAAGUCUCCAUCAGAUGUCAUGUUAUUGACUUGUAUUUUUCUUUGUAUUGGGUCACCAUCCAAGGAAAACACCUCAUGUCAACCCUUAACAGCCAACUCUAACAGCAUCUUUCCCCAUUUUGACACUUCAUGAUGUACAUGUAUAUUGUUAACAAUGAGCCUGAUCGAACGUCUUACAAGUUGACAGGUACGUAUUUGCCGACAAGACCGACUUUAAGAAUUUGUAUUUGUAUUUUUUUCUCUGAAUUUCAAAUUUAGAUUUGUAACUGUCAGCCCUACUUUGUUUUGUUUUCCCGUGCAAUCCACAGAUGAUCAGGUCAACAGGAUUAAAAGCAAAGUGAAGUUGAUGAUGACUGACUUCCAGUGUGUCUCUGCACUGAUGCAUAAUUGACUAUGCUGUGGCUAGUCCACGUCAGCCAUUUUAUGUAUUUGAAUAUAUUAUACAGUAACAGAUUGUUUUCUUUUUAAGAAGUGUUGCAAAACUGCAAGCAGACCACAUUCCCUUUCCCUACCUCAUGAACCAGAGCCGCAGGUUAAUUUAUGAACCUGAUGCAGCAUAACAAGUAUUUAUAUCCGACACUGACGUCUAUUGCCUCUUACAGAAUUAAAGGAAGGGAUAAACCGAAUGAAUAGUGCUGCAAUCAAUUGAAAUUGCACUGGAAAAUCUAAACACAUCAGAACCUUAAAAACCUAUAGAGGUUCUGCAUGGCAGCCAUCUUUCUGGUAACUGCUUUUGUCGCGGGAGGGAUAGUACAAAAGGUCUACUCGUGUAUCUGUGUGGCAGGGAAGCUCUUACCGGAAAAAUGGUUGCCAUGCAGAACUUCUAUAGUCUGACUACUUUGCAAGGUUUGUCUAGAAAGUGUCACAAAUGUGGGGUAGGUUGUUGCUCCGACAGGAAUUGUAAGUUUUUUCAUUUCACUCUUCUAGCUUACAAAAUUCAGAGGUAAACUGCCAAGUGUAAACCCCAUCUUUCCCACAUCCUUCAAAAUCCAUAAGGUUUGGUAGGAUUUUGUAGGAUUGAGGCAGGGAGAGCUCAACAGGGCUUAUUCGCCGUUAAAUGUACCUUUUCCUCCUCCAAUGGAGUGGCAAAAUGCAAAAACCAAAUGCGACACUUAUGUCCCCAGUAGUUAGACUUUGCUGCUAAGAGGAGAAAGGUAAUCACAGAAGAGGUCCCUUUUACUUCUCCGCUGUGUUUAAACCAGCACCCUUAAAACUACCAGUAACAGUCCACUACUACCGACUUCAUUCUCACGUACAAAUGCCAGGCCAAACGCGCAACGUUUGCCGUGCUAUAUUUAGUGAAACGGGGGAUAAGCCAGACUGGCCCGCGAUUCAGUACGUGCGUGGUUUGUUCCCAGCUGUCACAUUCCAAGUUACAUGAUUAUGAGCAAGGGACCAGUGAGUCAUCCCACUGUAAAGAGCUUCCAGAUGUUAACUUACCGCCGUGCCACCCUGGUGUCGACGGACAGUCCUGCGCUCACAUUCCUUCCAUCGUGCGACAGUUUCCUGGAGUGAAUGAUGUAGCGUGCACUCAUAAAUCUUUGCCUGGUUUUGUGUAUAGGCAACUCAUCCCGAAUCGUGUUCCAAUUGAAUGUCACUUCCCCGAUGGCAACGUUGAAUGAUACAGGGAAGCAAUACAGUCCAUCAACAGAUCCACCAACCCAAAACACAUUUUGUCUCAAAGUCAGUCAGAAUGUUUUAUCAAUGGACAUCUUACUCCCCAAAGUGGAACCAACGUGGCCACAUCUGAAAUGUGAAUGCAUCCAGUUACAACACGUAAGCUAACAAAAACUGCCAAAUCAACUUUCCACAGAUGAGUAUGUUGCUUUAAGCCACAGCUAGCUACAUACAUGUAUUUAUAAGACACAGCCAGACUAUUCACCACGAUCCAAUGCUUGGCAAAGCAGACACUGCAAUGUUACAUUUUAAUGGAUACGGCUUAUCAAGACCCUUUUUACAUGACGGCAACAGACAUGUAGGUCACAUUCUGGACUGCCUGAGGAAGUUUCCUAACUUACAUCUAAUGUCCAUAACUAAAUUGUGGAGUUCCUCGCUUGAAAAUAAAAAGAGCACGAAAGAAUUGACUGAAAUGAGACUCGGUUGUGCUGUAAACUGCCGCAAGUGGACUAUCCAUCCCAACUUGGAUGAACCUGGUGUCCACAUGAUACGGCUUUAAGCAGCAUCUCUUUUAUUUUUACAAAUGUAUUAAGAACCGAAAUAUUUUACAGCUGUGGACUUAAUGGUAUCAGAAACAUCUUACGGUUUACACGUACACCAGACGAGUAAAAAGGGCAAUAUCACAUACUAUAAAACCCAUUUGGAAUUUGAAUUGGGUGUUCAGUCUUUCCACUGAGCGAUUUGUUCAAAGGUUAUGCAGAAGGCAAGAACCCAACAAAUUUCAACGUGAAGAUCUUUCGUGAUAAAAAGUCCACGUUUACUUCAUCCGUCAAGUCUGCAAGGAAUGUUGUUCUUGCAUGCCUAUUACCAAGCUGCACAAGGAUUAAAAAAUUGAGUUUCAGUGAAUAUGCCUCCGCUUAACU